Molecule: messenger RNA, 3019 nt
Organism: Theileria parva strain Muguga
Lineage: Eukaryota; Apicomplexa; Aconoidasida; Piroplasmida; Theileriidae
Product: putative integral membrane protein
Exons: 15
Coding region: 54-2993 (979 amino acids)
Biological process (GO): negative regulation of DNA-templated transcription
Cellular component (GO): nucleus
Source: RefSeq, a predicted model, not a curated record
AUUGAUCUUGAAUUAUGAAUUUAUUAAAAACUGUGUAACGUAGUUUUAUUCCAAUGGAUUACAAGAAUUUGACCGGAUGGAAUAUAAGAUUUUCAAACCAGUCUGAAAAGGGAGAAUCGUAUUUUUCUGAAGAACAAAUUCGAAGUGAAAGGUCGGAACUCUCACUUCUUAAGGUCCCCUCAGGACUUCACUGCGGUCCCGCCGGAAGAAGAACACUGAUUAAAUGGCUUGAAGACAACUAUAAGCUCAGCAGAGGCAUUAAUAAUGCCAAUCCAGGAGUUAUGGCAUGUCGACUUUGGCAGGAGUCACAAGGAUUGCCCGAUGAAGUUUCAAAGGCUAUUGUGGGAUUAUUGAAGUUACAAGGAAUACCCACGAACAUUACCUAUAAGGUAUUGUUCGAAAAUUACCUGUCAAAGCAACUCUCAUCACUGAUGAAAAGACAUUCAGAUUCUCAAGAAAAACUGUCUAUGCUGGCCGAGAAAAUGAUUUCUAUGUUCCAAGUUACUCAAAUCCAGCCUCUGAUUGUGGAUGUGCUCGACUUGUUAGUGGAAAUCCCACAAUCAGCAAUGUCAAAAAUACUAGAGGAUAGAUACUCAUCGCACCAUUUUUACAAAAUCAGCACAUUGAAUAUAAAGCGUAAAAUAUGGGCGGCAUCACCGGAAAAGUUAAAUGAGACAAUAACACCAUUGAUUUUUAAGGCGCUUUUCCUUUUAAGACUAGGAAUAUUUGAUGACCAAAUGGGUAAUUUGUCCACAAAUGAAAAUCUAAAUGAGUAUAACAUGUUGAUUUCGCAAAUGUUGCAGUUGAUUGGAGACCCUCAGGCAGAGUGUAGCAGAAUUGUUUACUGCCAAACUGUUACAAUACUAAAACUUUUAUUCAUUAAAAGUUCCCUACAAUAUAAAACUAACACAACUAAACAUACAAAUGCUGUUAAUACAAAUACUGGUAAAGGUAAAUCAGGAGUGAAUAAGAAUUCAGAGGAGAGAAUGGUGAAGGUGAGUAAGACUGCAGAAUGUAGUUUAAGUUUUCGAACUGAAAGGUUUUCUGAAAUGAAAAACAAAAAUUUGGAACUUCAUUACACAAAAGUACUACCAGAGGAUUUGUGUAACUUAUAUACAACUUAUGCAAAUAAAACUAUUGGACUGUCUUACUCAUACAUUACGCAUACAACUGAUAACACGAUAAAUUAUGAGCCAGAAACGAUUGAUGAUGGAAACAGAUCAUUGAAUGAUACUUUUCACUCAACGUACACAGUUAAAUCUGAUUAUAGAUCAAAGCAAAUGAAUGAUACAACAGAUUCUGUGAAAAUUGAGAAUAUAUUGGAGAACGUGAUAAACUUGGAUAUUGAUAAUGAUUUGUUGUACCCAGGACGAGGAGAACACUAUUUUAGCCUAAUAAGAUAUUCAUUGGCAAUGAAAUGCCAGGAGAUGUACAAAAUCACAAACUCUGGAAUGAAGCUUAUUGAACCUAAUUUCAACUUAUUACAACUGAUUAAUAAAGUACACAACUCAGUGGAUAAUAAUCUUCCAACAGAUGAACUUAUAUCAAUGAUUAAUAAAAACAACACAUACAAUAUUACAGUAAAGGAUGAUAUGGAAUUGUUUAAUAUAUCAUUUAUCCUGUGUAAUCCAAUACUGUACAAUAAAGUUGUAUCAUACUUUGUAUACUAUUUGUUCAACAUGGACAUGAUGCUGCUGACUUCUAAGGUGGAAAUUGGAUAUUGGACUGCAUUAAUCUCACUAGGACUUUCGUGUACUUAUAUCGGAAUUGUAAAGUUCAUACUAGAAUCGCAAUUAAACAAUGUGAUGAAAAUAAAUGAUGAUGACUUGGAUUUGAAGAAAAUUGUAUCAUAUCUGAAACCGUAUACAAAUGUCUGUAAACCGGUUUCACUUAAAAAGCUCCUAAAGUAUAUAUAUCCCAUAGAGAAGGAUAGUAAGUUAUUUGAACUCAAGGUCCCGCCGUUUUUCUCUAACUUUUUAACAACAAAUUUGACUACACAAAGCUCGUCGGACAACGCUAAUAACUGUGAUAACUCAAUUUCUGAUGAUUCAGGUGAUAAAAACCCGUUUAGAAGAUUGGGUGAAUUUAGAAUUGAAUCAAAUGACAAAGAAGGCGGUUCAGCGUAUAAGAUUGUUGAGGAUGAUCCUGACACUUUUUUCCACAGCUUGUUGAUUUUAUACCUGCCGAAGCUGGACUCUAAAAGUGUAAAUGAGUUUAAAGGCUCUUCUAGAAGCUUUCUGAACCUGUUUAGAAAUGAUUCAGCAGAUAAUAAUUCUAAGGAAACGCCUAGUUCUACAUCUGUAAGAUUCAAUUAUGAAGAGAAUAAGAAUAUAAUACUCAGAAUACUAGAGCCGUUUGAUCAUCAGAAGUUUGAUUCGUACACUCACAUUGGGAACCUGCUAUCACUAACAAACAGGCACUAUUCAAGUGUGAACAAGUCCUCACAAACAACAAUAGGACAAAUUAACCUAGCACUUCUGCACAUAUUCUUAGAGAAGUUAUCAACUUUGCCGUAUACAACAUUUAAUACACUCUCGUCUACAUCAAAUAUUACAAAAUUACUUUUCAAAAUGGUUUCAAUUGAGUUGAUAAAGACGAGUUUGAAGAACGUUGAUGGAUUGAACCAGAAUUCAGAAGGGUUAAUGAGAUUUAUAUCGUCAGAUCGGUUUAGAAGGGAUGCUGUGGUUAACUUUAAAACACCAACGGAUUACUUAUACUUAAAGUUACUGGCCACAAUAAUGUUCUCAGAUACAGUAAAGCCCAAAGACUUGGUUUUUAAGUUUGCAGAGAAUGUUUCAAACUAUAGUAUUUGCACUUCAUUCAUACUUCUGUACUAUUAUAAGAAAUAUGGAAAGGAUAAAUCUACGGAACAAACACUGGAACUGCUUUCAAAGAACUGUCAUAAAAUACUGUAUGAUAAGGAGAAUAAGAAUAACCCUUCAUAUCCAUAUAGGAAGUGGAGUCAUUUAUUUCAGGAGUUAAACAAGGUUUAGAGAACUCUAAACCCCAUGGGACCAAA